AUGUUGAUCAUACAUAUUGCUGUUCUGCUGUUAUGGAGCAGUAUAUUAUCCACUGUGACCACAGCCAAGUUGGAUGAACGCUCUCCGGCGGUUAGCCCAAGCAGUGACGGUGUUUGCUACACAUAUACUAUCCAGGCUGGCGACAGUUGUGCCAGUGUUGCUCAAAAGUAUGAAAUUACCACUGAUCAGAUCGAGACAGUCAAUGCCCAGACCUGGGGAUGGUCAGGCUGUAAAAAGUUUCACCAAGGCAGUUUCAUAUGUUUAAGCGCAGGGGAGCCUCCAAUGCCAGUGUCGCUACCACAUGCCGUUUGUGGUCCUCAGGUUCCCGGAACUGCACGUCCUUUAAAGUAUUCAGAUCUCAGAGAACUGAAUUUGUGUCCAAAAAGUCAAUGUUGUUCCAAUGCGGGAAAAUGUGGCACUACCUCUGAUUUCUGUAGCCAGGCAAGUGGAUGCAUUUCCAAUUGCAAUGCAGACUCCAGCGUCGCUUUCACAAGUGAAAGUGACAAAUCAUCUACGGAAACCUCGGCGACUACUAUGAAAGAGGUGUCAUCUGCGAUAACCACAACAUCGAUCAAAUCUAUGACAACCACAACAUCGACCAAAUCGACGACAACCACAACAUCGACUCAAUCUACGACAACCACAACAUCGACUAAAUCGACGACAACAGAAUCCACCGAGACUAUAAUGACAGAAUCGAUAGAGCAGACAGCAUCCGCGGAGACUGCAAAAUGGCAAAUUGCUAUGUACAGUGAGAGUGGUUGCAAAGGCGACUACUAUCUACUCCAGGGACACAACACAGUGGGCGGUGCCCAGUGUGUAAGUCUGCAUGGAAGGUUGAGUACCAGUGUCACCGAUACUGGUAUUUCGUGCCGGUGGUGGACCGAUGGUGGAUUCUCGUGGACCGAUUGUGAUUCCAGUAGCCUCAAGCAGCCAAAGUCUUGGUAUAUCACAAAUGGUGAAUGCUGGGUUUACCCGACUGAUCAAUGUGUCCAGAAAGAUUACUCAGGGGAAAUUUAUCGCGCAAGGAUAGGUUGCCAAGAUAUACACACGUCUGCAUUGGAGCCAUAUGGCGAGUUCGGGGGAUUGAAAUGCUCGCGUAUGGUACCGGAAUGA
This is a messenger RNA of Penicillium macrosclerotiorum, 1116 nucleotides long. RefSeq names its product Peptidoglycan-binding Lysin subgroup. Bases 1 to 1116 code for a protein of 371 amino acids. The record is from RefSeq and is a predicted model, not a curated record. Lineage: Eukaryota; Fungi; Ascomycota; Eurotiomycetes; Eurotiales; Aspergillaceae. Gene Ontology annotation, molecular function: chitin binding. The transcript is spliced from 2 exons.